Messenger RNA from Sungouiella intermedia, 1209 nucleotides. The record is from the annotation of a GenBank genome assembly. Lineage: Eukaryota; Fungi; Ascomycota; Pichiomycetes; Serinales; Metschnikowiaceae.
AUGAACUUCUUGCGUCGACGGAAGGCCGACAAUCUCAGCGACAACGACUCGGACAGACCCGAGUCGACGCUCCAGAAAUCCCGAAAACCACCAAAUACUGCCUUCAGACAGCAGAGAUUGAAGGCAUGGCAGCCCAUCUUGACACCCAAGACAGUGAUCCCACUCUUGUUUCUCCUCACCGCCAUCUUCGCACCACUAGGAGUGGCCAUUGUCUACUACUCAUAUAAUGUUGAGAACUUGCAGUUGGACUAUUCUAAAUGUACGGAGUUGCACAGCUCGGAGUACGAAAAGGUUCCCUCCAAAUAUACAAAUUGGCAUUUCCGUCAUAAGAACACCAACCCGGAAUUCCAGUGGAAGGUAGUCAACUCCACCGAUGCAUUUGGAGACCUUGAACAGACUUGCUUUGUCCAGUUCAACUUACCUCGCGACUUGAAGCCGCCCAUCUACCUUUACUACAGACUCACCAACUUCUACCAGAAUCACAGAAAGUACGUGGAACUGUUUGACUUAACGCAACUCCAGGGUUCCGACGUGUCUGCGGGCUCGUUGAGUUCCAACUGUAACCCAUUGCGCCUGAGUGGCAGCGGUGACGACGAGAAAGCCAUCUAUCCAUGUGGCUUGAUUGCCAACUCAUUCUUCAACGAUACGUUUUCCAGUCCUGUUUUGCUCAAUUCCAAGAGCAGCAGCAACAACGAGACGUACGAAUUGACGGAAAAGGGUAUUGCGUGGCUGUCGGAGAAGCACCGCUUUAAGAACACUACCUACUCCCCCAGUCAGAUCGUGCCUCCUCCAAAUUGGCACAAGAUGUACCCAGACGGCUACAACGACACCAACAUCCCUGAUGUGUCGGAGUGGGAACAUUUGCAAAAUUGGAUGAGAACUGCAGGUUUACCCACAUUCUACAAAUUGUACUCAAAGAAUACAACCACCACGUUCUCACUGGGGACUUACGAGUUGCAAAUCAAAAUGAACUACCCAGUGUCGAUCUUUGGAGGCACCAAAUCGGUUGUUAUCACCACCAACUCAGUCUUUGGUGGCCGCAACAUGAGCUUGGGAAUAAUAUACUUCAUCGUGGCGGUGGUGUGUUUAGUGUGUGGAAUUGGCUUCUUCUUGCAGCAUUUGAUCAAGCCUAGAAGAGUGGGCGACCACAAUUUCCUUCAGGAUGGCAGAGAUCCUUCCCAAGCAACUCAUGUGCGGGACCAACUAUAA